Molecule: messenger RNA, 499 nt
Organism: Angiostrongylus costaricensis
Lineage: Eukaryota; Metazoa; Nematoda; Chromadorea; Rhabditida; Metastrongylidae
Source: the annotation of a GenBank genome assembly
UAUAAUUUAUUUCUUCACCUUCAUCUUCAGAUCAGAAACCGGUAAUGACUUAUCCUCAUCGCAAAAGAAGAAACAUUUCCUUUGUAAAAGAGAUCGAAGACUGCUUGAACAAAGUUGGCGAAAAACAAGAAAAACCGGUUCGGAACAUAUCGGUUCGAAAAUAUUUCUAAUGGUUCUCACAACACAACCUGAUAUAAAAGCAAUAUUUGGCAUGGAAAAAAUACCUCAAGGCAGACUAAAGUAUGAUCCACGGUUUCGGCAACAUGCUGUAGUUUUCACAAAAACGUUUGAUUUCGUUAUCAAAAACAUUGAGUACACCGACAAAUUGGAAGCCCAUUUUGAGAGUCUGGGACGACGUCACGCAGCAAUGCAGGGACGUGGAUUUGAUCCAGCGUACUGGGAAACAUUUGCUGAGUGCAUGACUCAAGCCGCCGUUGAAUGGGAAGGAAAUCGGCAGCGACUAACACUGCGUGCGUGGCGAGCAUUGGUUGGUGUGUAG